AGCAAAGCUCAGAGCUGAACUAGUAUUUCAGCAAGUGUUCUCACCAGAGCCAGGUUGACCACCAUCAGAGACAGUUUGUAAAGACUUCACUAGCACCGAGGGCUGAUAUAUCAACACAAUGACACACCUACUUGGCAAACCUUUCUUCACACACCCGGACAGUCUUCACAACACAAAAAAGUUGUUUUAUUUCUACCUCUAUUUCGUCUCAUCUGUUUUUGCUUCUGAGAAUGUGGCGCUGAGAAAGCCGGCUCGUCAAAUCUCGACUAGACACCCAAACGCAACGGCGGACAAGGCGGUAAAUGGCAACACCGAUGGUGACUAUUUUCACGGCUCCUGUACCCACACAAAUGACACCUACAACACCUGGUGGAAGGUGGACCUGAUGGGCUUCUACAACAUCACCAGCGUGCAGCUCUUCACGAGGACGGAUUGUUGCUCAACAAGAUUACAAAACUUCGAAGUGCGUGUAUCUGACCUUGACCCGACGACCUUUCCGUCCGUUGAAGGACAGCGGUGCAUCUUCUUCAGUCAACAAGUGGCUAUAACCGGAAGUUUGCUCACGUGCUCUCGUCCAAUCACAGGCCGCUACGUCAGUCUGUACAAGGCUGCCGACGAGGUUCUCACCAUCUGCGAGAUGUUUGUCUUUGGGACGAAGCACGACUUUUCUGGUACGUACGAGCUACUGCAGGACAACUCCCGCCUCAAUUCUUCCGCUGUGACGUCACUAACUGCGCCCUCGCGCAUUGGUUGCGCUUUGAAGUGUACCAGUGACGUCACGUGCCUCGCUUUCAACGUCAUGGCGUCAGGAACAAGUUCACGCGGUGUUGCCUGCGAACUUCUGGGACUUGCAGAGUUUAGCCUGACACUUCAAGCCCACACCGGAUGGAGAGCUUACAGGCGCGUGGUGAAGUGAUGAAGGGAAGUAAUGGACAAACACAAUCGUUAGGAUAUGGACCCUGACACAAACUUCAGUAGU
Molecule: messenger RNA, 979 nt
Organism: Pomacea canaliculata
Lineage: Eukaryota; Metazoa; Mollusca; Gastropoda; Architaenioglossa; Ampullariidae
Product: fucolectin-like
Exons: 4
Coding region: 119-916 (265 amino acids)
Source: RefSeq, a predicted model, not a curated record